UUGCAGGUUGCACUAAUUAUCUUCGUGACAGCUUCGGAAACGUAUGACACUACAACUGCUGCAGAGCAGUACUUUCUAACCUUAGCUGGAUACACAGGUAUUCCAGUGAUAGCAUGGAAUGCUGACAAUUCUGGAUUUUCACUAGGGAAGGAUCUCACGCCUUAUAGGAUAAUUCAAAUGGCACCACCUAUAGAACAUCAGAUAAGAGCGAUGAUAGCGCUGCUGCAGAGAUACAGUUGGUCGAAAUUUGGAGUGGUAUGUUCACAAAUGGCCGGCUCACCGGAAUUCAUCAAAAGUGUGCGACAUGAGAUCGCCGAAGCUAGCAAUAAGUCCGCAAAAUUCGAGAUCAUGUUUCAUAGUCAACUGGAUACAUCGAAUUUGACGGAUGUGGACGCGCAGCUUCUUGAACUAAGGAAAAGCCAAGCGAAGAUUGUGCUACUCUACGCGACUGCUGCUCAAGCAAGAACAAUUUUUGAGAGGGCAGUUCCACUGGGACUAACAUCUGAGAAAUAUCUCUGGAUAGGGACACAGUCAGUGCGAGGAACGCAAACAUCAGUGACAGGGCAUACGCAGCCGGGAAUGUUGUCAGUGAAUUUUCAUACAGGUAUGGAAGGCUGGGACAUCAUUCUUUUUAGUUUAUAG
This is a messenger RNA of Strongylus vulgaris, 642 nucleotides long. Lineage: Eukaryota; Metazoa; Nematoda; Chromadorea; Rhabditida; Strongylidae. The record is from the annotation of a GenBank genome assembly.